AUGGACCGGCCCCGGUUCUUCCUCCCCUCCGAGGUGGCGGCCCACCGGACCGCGGCCGACCUCUGGGUCUCCUUUCUGGGCAAAGUCCUGGAUCUGAGCCCGCUGGUGAGCCGGUUCCAAGGAGACCUUCUGCUGCUGCCCAUCCUGGAGUGUGCGGGUCAGGACAUCAGCUGCUGGUUCGACGCCACAACUGGAGAUGUCUUGAGGUGUGUGGACCCCCGGAGCGGCUGCAUCAGGUUUUGCACCCCCAGGGGCCGGUUCCUGCACAUCCCCCCUGAGGACCCUCGCUCCGACUGGGACAUGGACAUCGGGGAGCCGUGGUGGAGAGACCCUCGCCUGGAGGUGGGCCUGCUGACCUCCAAGUCCAGGUGGAUCCGGAUCAUCAACACGCUGACGUCCCAGGAGCAGCUGCUGGAGGUGUGUUCAGAGGAAACCCUGGAGGAGAUCCUUCAGCGUUACUUGCGCUACAACGCCCACGCCUGCAGCUACACCUGGAAGUUUGAUGGAGCCAUCCUGGACAUGAAGAAGACUCUGAGUGAGAAUGGACUUCCUGAUGAAGACCUGGAACUGGAUCAGCUGAGACUGGACCGAGACGCCUUUGUCCCCGCUGUCCUCCUCCAUUUCAACGAUGACCUCACAGAGGGAUGA
Molecule: messenger RNA, 648 nt
Organism: Nematolebias whitei (Rio pearlfish)
Lineage: Eukaryota; Metazoa; Chordata; Actinopteri; Cyprinodontiformes; Rivulidae
Product: cytochrome b5 domain-containing protein 1
Exons: 4
Coding region: 1-648 (215 amino acids)
Source: RefSeq, a predicted model, not a curated record